CGGGGAUCUCGGAUAUGUAAGUUAUGUAAACUCGUCGGCAAACUCACCCGUCUCCACCAAUAUGUCUGACUCUUUCUGCUGGCCCCCUGAACUUUCACUUGAGAUCUUCCAAAAUGCGCCGAACUCUUCGUCGGUCCUGUGCCGCGUGUGCCAAAUCUAAACAUAGUUGCGACCUUCGCACGCCGCGCUGCUCCCGUUGCAUCAAACGCGACGUGAACUGCGUCUAUGCGAAUGAGCCUGGGAAGGCAUUGCCCUCGUCCCCCGGACAUGGCGAUCGCUUAUCACAGCACCCAGUCAAUAGACGGGGAACAUUAACGGGCUAUCGCAUUGGGUCUCUUGACCCUUUUGACUCAUACCCGGAGACCAGACUUUCUCGCCAACACGUACAACGUCUGAUCCACAACUUUGUACACAAGAUCGUCUUUCAAUACUACCCUCUAGACCUGAACGCGACGUCAAACCCGUUCCUUGUCUCCUGGUGGCCCCUUGCCUUGGGCGAUCCCGCCCUAUUUCAUGUCUCGCUCCAGACGGCCUGCCUGGACGAGGAGCUGUUGGCCCAGAAGGGCUUUCAGGCCUCGGAGAUGCUAAUGGCCGACUCGAUAGCCUUGCUUCGACGCAAGGUGGAAGACAGGUCAUUGGCCGUGCAAGACGGAACUAUGAAUGCUGUCAUCACCUUGGCCGCUAUCGAAUUUGGAAAGGGCAAUAUCGAGACCAGUGAAUUGCAUGUUGAGGGGGUGAAGAAGAUCGUCGCCAUUAGAGGUGGCAUAAACGCCGUGAGACAGACCAGCCCGCUUACGGCGAGAAUGGUGAGCUGGGUAUCCAUGCUCAUCGUGGGCCAUCCCCAGUUCAAGACCCAGGACGACGUCGGGAUCGGAGAUGGCAUACCUCCUCCCACCCCGGAAUGGCAACUGGGAUCGCCGCCGGUUGAGAACAACCUCGUCGAACUCGACAACAGCCUGGAUAUUGAUCCCGAAGUCCGAACUGUCUUUCUCCGUGUUCGCCACAUCUUCCAGCGCGCGCAACAAUCACCCCUACCGACCACGCGACUUCACGACCUGGCCUGUUUUGUUGUACACCGGCUUCUACACUCCGAACCAGACAUGGCCGCCGCGAAAAUGUCCCCGAUGAGCGAAUGCAUCUCCUACGCAACCAUACUCUACAUGUUCAUCGUUCAAGGACCGACAUAUUACUCGCAUGCAGUGAUAUUCCGUACCAUUGUUACGCGCCUGAUGCACUCGCUGCAAAACCAGCUUCAUGUGAUACUACCCCUUUCCCCCAAUUCCAUUGACGUCUGGCUUCUGGCGAUCGGAAUGGUGGCUUCUACGGGUACGGCCCAGUACCCGUGGUAUAGGGACCGGUCACGGGCCGUGGCUGCGUCGCUGCAGCUGGGCGAUUGGAGCGCCGUCCGCCUGCAUAUUCAGAGCGUUUUGUGGGUUGAGACUCUGCGCGGCGAAGAUAUCUUUCGAUCCCACUGGGAUGCU
Messenger RNA from Aspergillus ochraceoroseus IBT 24754, 1481 nucleotides. Its product is annotated as Zn(II)2Cys6 transcription factor. Gene Ontology annotation, molecular function: zinc ion binding; DNA-binding transcription factor activity, RNA polymerase II-specific. The record is from RefSeq and is a predicted model, not a curated record. Lineage: Eukaryota; Fungi; Ascomycota; Eurotiomycetes; Eurotiales; Aspergillaceae. The transcript has 4 exons. The annotation marks the transcript as partial. Gene Ontology annotation, biological process: regulation of DNA-templated transcription.